Acyrthosiphon pisum (pea aphid) is the source of this 770-nucleotide messenger RNA. RefSeq lists its product as uncharacterized. The transcript is spliced from 3 exons. The annotation marks the transcript as partial. Lineage: Eukaryota; Metazoa; Arthropoda; Insecta; Hemiptera; Aphididae. The record is from RefSeq and is a predicted model, not a curated record.
CCCCUUCGUGUUUUUUUUCAGCAUUUUUCUGUGUUUUUAAUUUUUAAACAUUUUUUUUUUCUCUCUCGUAAUUACCUACCAAUAUGUUUAAAUGCGUGCAGUGUCCGUUGGUUUUUGGACGAAAAGACAGUUUGGUUAGACAUGAAAUAACUCAUACCGGUAUACGUUUUCCGUGUACCGUAUGUACAUCGACAUUCAACUAUAAAUCGCAUGUCAAUAGACAUCUGAAAAAUAUUCAUGGUAUUGUCAACAUUCGAACCCAUUUGAGACCGAUACCAGCUACACCCAUCAUCACUCAACCUGAUCCAGCUCAUCAGGUCCAGAUUGCGCCGAAAAUAUUUGUCCCCGAUGUCCCGGCCGGUGGAUCAAAUGCGAUAUUCGACGACGACGAUAUAUUGUGUAUGGAAGCAAUGGACGACUUUGAGGAUAACGAUAUAUUGUGUAUGAAAGCAAUGGACGCAUUUGAGGAUACAGAUUCUUACACCGUUGCCGUCAACGGGAAACGUGUUUCGACCGCCAAUACCAACUCAGCUGCUAACGCUAAAAAAAUUAGAUUGAAUCUCGUCAAGUCACCCGGGUUUGUUGAGAUUUUGUCGUCCGCAAACCGUAAAAUAGUUUGGUAUUAUGCUAAAAAUAUUACUAAUACAAUGAUUUAUUCUGACUUUCUCCGCCCGCUUAUGCCUGAGCUAGUCAAUUUAUUGAAAACCCACGUGAAAAAGCAUGCGAUUAAAUUCGAUUUGAAACUCGAGGCAACAUACAACCGGCCCAAU